Molecule: messenger RNA, 1587 nt
Organism: Lathyrus sativus (Indian pea)
Lineage: Eukaryota; Viridiplantae; Streptophyta; Magnoliopsida; Fabales; Fabaceae
Source: the annotation of a GenBank genome assembly
AUGCGCUCUUUGAAAUGCACAAAAUCUUCGACAUUUCAUCUUCCAAUAGGUGAAUGUGCGGUUACACUCGAGGACACAUACAUGUUAUUGGGUUUACCCAUUCAUGGUAAGGCGGUUAACGGUAAAACCAAUCCUACCGGUGAUUUCAUAAGAGAACUCUUGGGGGUUGAACCAACCCCACGAGAUUUGAGGGGACAAAAACUUUUAAUGUCAUGGCUCAAAAAAAUUUAUAGAGAAUUGCCAUUAACCCCCGAUUCUCCUGAAAUUCUAAAAAUUAGAAAAACCCGAAUUUAUAUAAUGCUAUUAAUAGGGUUAUUUUUAUGUCCGGAUACAAGUGGAAGCGUCGUUCACUCUAUGUACUUACCUUUAUUAGAUGACGUAGAUAAAAUAAAACAAUAUAGUUGGGGGUCCGCUACACUAGCGCACCUAUAUCAUUCUUUAUGUCAUAACUCAAUAGCCAAUACCGGAAAUUGGACCGGAUGUGGUGUUCUUCUACAAUCUUGGGGUUGGUCAAGAAUCACCAAUCUAGCACCUAUCCAACAAAAUCAGUUUGAAUUCCCAUUCGCUAGAAGGUGGUCUUCGCUUGGAAUGAAUUAUGACAAUUGUCCCCACUUCAGUAUAACGCAGUACCGCAAUCUUAUUGAUCACUUGGCGCAAGAAGAUUUCAUUUGGCGGCCGUAUCUUGGUCUAGAAGCAUUUCAUCAAGUUGAACGACAAGAUUCUGCGGUGUGGAGUGCAAAGGUGCCCAUUAUCAACUUCACCACCGUCGAAAUGCACAACAGUGAUCGUGUGAAACUUCAAUUUGGAAUGCUUCAAUAUAUUCCAUGUCCCCCAAAGUGCAUACCAGACAAAUAUCACAACGGUAAAGUCUCCGAUCAAUGGGAAUAUAAUCUGUGGACCAAGUAUGCAAAACACGAGUGUCGUGAAUGGAGGCAUCGCACCAACUAUGUUUUGUCCGACAACGUGUUUCCAUACGAGAUGAAACAAUCUAUACAAUACAUGACUUGGUAUAAGUCUGUAUCAAUUGGUUUCAUUUCACAUCCAAGGUAUCUUAAUAACCCACGCCAACAAGAUUCAUCAUCAAGGCCCCAACAACCAACCCAGCCCUAUUUCGAACCGCCAACCCAACCUCAAUGCCAACCAUCAACCCAAUACUAUUUCCAACCGCCAACCCAACCCCAUUUCCAACCGCCAUCCCAACCCCAUUUCCAACCCCCCCACCCAACCCUAUUUCCAACCCCACUCACGCAAUCACAACCAUAUGAACAUACUCCUAACCAAUUCACUUCAUUCACACAAACUCAUUCACAAUCCGAAUACCAACAACAUCCACCACAAUACCACACAUACUCCCAGUUUCAAACACCCAAUCAACCAAUACCCACCCAAUCAUUUACACCCAUCCCACCCUACGAUCAGGCAGGCUAUCGUCCUGACAUUGCCUCGUCUAGCCAACCACCCCAAACUAACUAUGAAGGCAUGGGCAACUCUUUUGAUUUGGAUGACUUAACGGAUAUGGAUCCGUCUGCAUGGGCCGAAGUGAUACAAAUGCUUGAUGACGACACAGUGGACCCGACUCCACCAUAA